Molecule: messenger RNA, 1605 nt
Organism: Drosophila willistoni
Lineage: Eukaryota; Metazoa; Arthropoda; Insecta; Diptera; Drosophilidae
Exons: 2
Coding region: 132-1418 (428 amino acids)
Source: RefSeq, a predicted model, not a curated record
UACGAUGCCCAACACUGGAAACAAAUACAAGAAAAGUACAUAAAAAAGCAUAUACACAUGUAAUUUAUAAUUAUACAAUCUUCCAAACAAAAAUUGGAACCACUGUUGUGGUUACUGUGAUUGGCUGAGCGAUGGCCAUGUUGACGCGCUUGACUAGCAGUGGUACUACCACGGCAGUGGCUCCCGGGUCUCCAAAAGGUCUGCAACGCUUUCAAAAUUAUUUGACUGCGUUUUUAUGGCCUGGCAGCAACCAAAAAAGCAAGAAUCAACGCAAGUCCUCAACUCAAAUGGAUGCCAUCGAUUGUUUCACCAAUGAUUUAGUCACUCGUAAGGUCCAGAAAUGGGAAGAACUGCGGGAUAACCUUAUGAAGCCAACAACAGGAGCAGCAGUGGGAUCAACUGGAGUGGUAAUAGAGUCGGAAGUGGCGACAACAUUUAGCCAAAACGUAAAUCUCAUGUCCAAAGGCAUGGUGAAUGAUCUGAAGGCUUUGCGUUCACCCCAAUUAGGGUUGGAUAUACGUUCGCUCUCGCAGCCGCAAUUGGACAAUUUGCUAAUGGCCACGCUUGAAAUUAAAAAUAAAUUGGAUUUCCUUUAUUUGAUUCGUCAAUGUAUUCGCUGUAAUCUGCUUCCGUCCAAUGAAGUUCUCCUUCAAUGUCUGAAGUACUUGAGUGGUCAACGUAAGCAACAACAGCUGGAGGCUCUGGCCGAGACUUGCCGCCAAUUGAAACAUCCAUUUGCUAAAAUCUAUGCUGAUUUGGCACCUUUUCGAGCUCUGGCCUUGUGGCACAAUGGCAACGCGGAUGUAGCCCUUAUGACUUUACAUCGCGGAUAUGGUACCAGCCUGGCGACAGAUGAAGGACGAAAAAUGAUUCGAUCGGCAUUUAGAACUAUCUCCGAGGAAACAUUGGCCCAGAAGAGCGAAGCCGUGUUGGUUUCUUUGAUGGAAGUGGCUCGUGCCAUACAUCGCGAGCAUAAGGAUAUAUUUGUGGUGGCAUGUGUGUGGAAACAGUGCUUUGUUAGCGAUUGGUUUUGCGAUCAAAAGUCGGCUGGUGAACUUUUUGAUUACUACAAAGAAUUACAGGAGCUCGUCGAGAGACGUGCAAGUGCCCUAUGCUCGUCCUUUCUUAGCCGUCAUAAUGUGGAUGCAGUGCACCGUUUGAUUGAGGUGUUUCUUCACCAUCAGCAGCGACUAGCAUGUGGAAGUUGUCUUAGUUUGCUCUUCAACUAUCAAUAUUUGCGGAAGGAUCUUCGUGCCUGCGCUGAAAUAGUGAAAUCUUGCAGCGAAUUGGAAAUGCCAUUAAAUGAGUUGCAAAAUGAACAGUUCCUCAGCCUGUUCCUAGAUCAAAGUGAGCCGUUCGAGACAGCAGCAGGAGGUGCAGCCAACAGGACGCCGAAGUCCUUCCAGUACAAAUUCUAAAAACCGUUUCCAACCGUUAGCUGUUGUCCUUGUAUUAAUUAGCACACACUUUAUUAAAAUAUUGAAAGGCAUAUAUAGCAAUAUGCACGUCCUGUUUUGAAAAUGGUAGCGUAAACCAAAUCAUAAAUCUUAUUAAAUGUCAAAGUACAAAGUUAAAUUUUAAUAAACCGUUGCGUGGGAAUUUAAA